Messenger RNA from Bacidia gigantensis, 759 nucleotides. RefSeq lists its product as uncharacterized. Lineage: Eukaryota; Fungi; Ascomycota; Lecanoromycetes; Lecanorales; Ramalinaceae. Bases 1 to 759 code for a protein of 252 amino acids. The record is from RefSeq and is a predicted model, not a curated record. The transcript is spliced from 2 exons.
AUGCUUUUCCUAUCAAGUCUAUUCCUCACCACCCAUCUCGCCACCCUCAUCUUCGCCCGCUCGAUAGUCAGAACCCGCCGAUCCAAUCUAGAUACAUCUCAAGGCGUCCCCCAGUACGGCGUCGUGUGCGAGACCGUCAACGAAACGCGCCAUCUCCUCGACAAGAACUACAUCGACGCAGUCAUUUCCACCGGUGUGCAAAACUACAAGUACAAACUGCAGCAAAUAGGGUUAAACACAGCCUGGCCCAAGCAAUUCGAUCCCCUCUGGAUGGGUCUCGAUGGCAACGGCAACUCCUACACCCUAAACACACCGUCCGCCUCUCACUGCGACCUUUCAAAACCCGGUCUCCUUUACAUGCCGAUUUCGUACCCUGGCACCGUCGCUCCUGAUGUCGUCUCCACAAGCACCGACCAGCCGUCAGGCGGCAACGUAACCACAGACAUCGUAGUGUUCCAAGACCCCGACCCGACUACAGGGUAUUUGAAUGGGCAGUACUGCGGCAUUCUGACGAAUUCGGAUGGUCCGGCGUGUGGGGCGCUGUAUCGCAACAAAACACUGAACACGGCGCCGCAUGGGUAUCGGCAGUGUAACGACGCCGCGCACGACGAUGCGCCGGGUGCGACGGGCUUUGAAGUGGGAUGUUACUCGGGGAUCUAUGAUACCAAUGUGCAAAGACGGGGUAAUGGCGGAGGUGUUGGCGUUCAGAUCGGAGUUGAGGAAAAGCGCAAGGGCAAUCUUCUACGCGGUGAAGAAUAG